This is a messenger RNA of Thermothelomyces thermophilus ATCC 42464, 5809 nucleotides long. RefSeq lists its product as uncharacterized. Gene Ontology annotation, cellular component: chromosome; RecQ family helicase-topoisomerase III complex; nucleus. Gene Ontology annotation, molecular function: 3'-5' DNA helicase activity; four-way junction helicase activity; nucleic acid binding. Gene Ontology annotation, biological process: double-strand break repair via homologous recombination; DNA replication. The transcript has 2 exons. NCBI's taxonomy places the organism in Eukaryota, Fungi, Ascomycota, Sordariomycetes, Sordariales, Chaetomiaceae. The record is from RefSeq and is a predicted model, not a curated record. Bases 125 to 5656 code for a protein of 1843 amino acids.
ACACGCUCCUCCAUCCAGGCGUUACUACCAAGCUUCACCUUGUCACCGACUGGGGAGUUCUAUCGAGUUCCACGACCCGGAUGCGCGUGGUCCGAGUCUGGAGCGAUUGCUUCAAUACGGCUCCAUGACCCGCAACAAUCUGGGGGAGCAUAUGGGCUGGCUGUUGAAUACCAUCAGAAAAUCACCGCCCACAGGACCGCAGCUGCCCGCUGCCACAGACUCGCUCAGCCAUGGCCAGCCUUCCAUCUCAUCCAUCGUCGGGUCAUCCACGCCCGACUUGGGAUCACAGCCAACAGGGGCCACAAACUCCAAGUCUUCUAACUCUACAUUUACCCCCACAGAUUCCUCCACAAUCUCUUCCAUUUCCACUGCCACUUCCACUUCCACUUCCACCUCCGGCUCCCACUCUCGUCCCCGUGCUCAACCUAUCCCCACCACAACAACGCCCUUUACUCCCUCGGGGAGUACAAAAUCUACCUCGAAUGCACGGAAGACUGACAGGGUAUCCGCGAGGAAAAACGAGUCGAACCGGCUUCCUUCCAACAACUCGAAGCGGCCGACUCUACUCACCAAGCAGCAACCUUUACCUACCCCGGCUCCUACCACUGGAACAACGCCAAUUGGCCCUUUGCAGAGCGCGUACUCGGCGUCGCUCGCGCGUGAGCCUCGUUUCAGUUCGGUACAGUCGCGGGAGAGACCGCAAUCUCCGCCGCCAAACACGCACAAUUCCCGGAGCACGCGCCCAGCAGGUCGGCCAGUUGACUUCAUUGAGAUUGACGAUGAUAUAUUCUCAGAUCCUUUCGACCUAGCUGAGUCUGACGAUCUCGACGGUUCCAGCUCGGUUCUAGCCUUUGGGGAGGACAAGAGGCUCUGGCGCGAGGACUUUGCUGAACGCCCAGAGCCGGUAUCCAACCGCACAAAGAGGUCGAAAAUGGCCGAUAUGGUCUCCCCGCCGGGUUCUCCCGUGAAAAAUGAAAUUGAGGACACUGAAAAUGAGUUCCCAGACAUCGAGGACCUGAUCCCUCCAUCGUCGGUUCUCAGGUCGGCCGUAAAACAACGCGCCAGCUCUGUUCCUGCGGGGGCGGACAGCCCUCGCUCUCAGAUCGCUACGGAGUCGGCUUUGCUCCAUGAGAACGAUGUUGAGCACAAAACAGAGAACUGGAUGCGCGGCGGCACGGACAGGGCAUCUACCUCUGAGCCUGCCGUGGGCUUACGUCGGGACUCGCUUCAGAGCACACCCAUCACGACGGCAGCUGAGACGUCGGAUUUUGCAACAUCUUCCCGGAAGCGCAAGACACCAUCGUCGCCAACUCCUGCCGUCCAUGAGCAACCUCUCGAAAUGGAACCCAGCCCUUUGGCAGAAACCAGCAGAAAAGUGAAGAGGACCCGGCACGAUGUCAUUCUGGACUCGGACGAUGAACUGCAUGUUCCUUCGACGUACCAGUCCACCAUGGGCGGCGAGACCAGCUUAGUUUCCAGCGGCAGCCAUCGGGCUCCUGACGAGAGCGAGUGCAUGGACAUUGAUGUGCCCCCCUCUAGCAUUGAGCCAUCGCCUAAGAUGUCUCAGCAUUCCGGGGCCCCUCUUGCCGCUUCUCAGGAGAAAGGCACUGGGAAAUUGUCUCGGGAUGCUCGUGAAGAAGCCCGCUCUGACGAACCAUCCGAGGAUACUCAAACCAAAGAUGCUUCACAAGGCUCUCGCGACUCCGAUAUCAGACGGAACAAGCACGUUUUUGGUCUGUUCCUUGAGCGCCCAUCUGUCCUAGAGGAGAAGAUGCGUUCUCUGAACGACCAGUUGCGCAGGAAUAAAGAGCAGUACACCCAGUGUCUCCGUGACAACGCGCCCCGCGAAGACCGCGAGCGGGUGCGGAAUGCCCGUAACGCAUUGGUGCAGAAGCAGAAAGCCCUAGAUGCUAUCAGAGCCGAACAUCAGGCCUACAAAGAGCUCUGCAACAAGAGGGAGGAAUUACUGGUCGAGCUGGGCAAUGCCUUUGAAGAGGGGCUUGACACAACAGAGGAUGAAGCCCAAUUAGACAUUCUGUCAGAGCAAGUCAAAGCGAAGGAGAUCGUGCUCACCAGGAGCCUCAUUGCGGCAGGCAUUGAUGAUCUCGACUUCCUUAAGGACCCAAACGACUCCAUCGCCGCCCCUGAUGCACCCCAGACUCCUGUUGUGUUCGCUACACAACCCUCGCACAAGCUCGGUUCGAAAGGCUUGUCGAACAAGGGUGCCGACAUUCCGGAAUACAACUCCCAGGUUGUCUUGCAGACCCAGCAGCUGUCACAAAGUCGAGCACAGGGGACGGCAAGCACCACGCUCGCUAAUACUCACACGCUGCCAACGACGGCUUCUUUUUCGCAGGCACCUGGCUCGGCUAGGCAUACCACCUCCUACACGGACAACACGGAUUCUCGGACUCUUGCAGGAAUUUCCGACGACGGUGGCCUUGCCAGUACCGCUGGUGGGCCUCAGACGGCAUUGGGACGCUCUGCAAGUUCCUCUGUUUCGAUUGCUGCGGAAAUCGUUCGCGAUCCGCCACGGCUGAUGCUUUCCAAACCAGACAGGACACCCGGCAAGAACAUGAAGACAUACGGCUCUGAGUACAUAGACGACUUCAGUGACGAUGAGAUGAUGCUGGCAGCCGCAAACAGCUUCGAGCAACAACAGUCCAUGCUCAGCGCUGGUGUAUCUCGGGCCCGGUCUCCCGCGUUCGAGUCAUUCGAGAAUCCUGCGACACCCGUGCGGAAGCGACCAGCUGCGAGGAUCACGGCUCCGCAACAGCCCAAGGCCAAGAUCGACUCGGAGCUGAUGAAGUUCCCCUGGUCUGCCGAUGUCCGCCGAGCAUUGAAAGACCGUUUUCGAAUGACGGGAUUUCGGCAUAACCAGCUGGAGGCCAUCAAUGCCACUCUGGCCGGAAAAGACGCGUUCGUACUGAUGCCAACGGGAGGUGGCAAGUCUCUCUGUUAUCAGCUCCCAGCCAUGGUCAACUCGGGAAAGACCCGUGGCGUCACAUUGGUCGUAUCCCCUCUCCUAAGUCUUAUGAACGACCAAGUGGCGCAUCUGAAGCGCCUCAACAUCCUCGCUGCGACCUUCAACGGGACCAUCAGCGCCGCGCUCCGCAACCACAUCCUGGGUGCCUUUCACCAACCUCACCCGGAACACCACAUUCAAUUGCUCUAUGUCACCCCCGAGAUGCUCACCAACAGCCCUGCCUUCAGGAAUGGGGUACAGCUCCUGUAUCGGAAGAACAAACUUGCCCGCAUCGUGAUUGACGAAGCUCAUUGCGUGAGCCAUUGGGGCCACGACUUCCGACCUGACUAUAAGGCCCUGGGCGAGUUCCGCCGUGGGUUUCCUGGAGUUCCUGUCAUGGCGCUCACCGCAACGGCUACAAAGAACGUCAUGGCUGACAUCAAGCACAACCUCGACAUGGAGAAUUGUGAGGUCUUCACACAGAGCUUCAACCGCCCCAAUAUCUACUACCAAGUCAUCUACAAGCAGUCGCGCUUCAUUCGAGGCAUGGGAGAGCUCAUCAACGAGAGAUUUCCUGGCCAGUGCGGCAUCGUCUACACCCUAUCGCGCAAAUCUGCUGAGGGUACCGCGCAAGCUCUUGUGUCGAAGCACGGAAUCAAGGCUCGCUACUACCACGCCCAGAUGGAUCCCGAAUCCAAGCUUGAGGUCCAGGAGCAGUGGCAGGCGGGCGAGAUCCACGUCGUUGUUGCCACGAUCGCCUUCGGCAUGGGCAUCGACAAACCGGAUGUCCGUUUUGUUAUCCAUCAGAGCUUGCCCAAGAGCCUUGAGGGUUACUACCAGGAGACCGGCCGCGCCGGCCGCGACGGGAAGCCUUCCGAGUGUAUCCUCUACUUCGCGUAUCAUGACAUCCCAGCCCUGAGACGCAUGAUCAACGAGGAUAAAGACAAGGACAAAGACGAGAAGGAGCGACAACACCAAAUGCUCAACCGCAUGGUCAAUUACUGCGAGACCUCUCAUACCUGCCGUCGAGUCCAGAUCCUGCGCUACUUUGGCGAGAGGUUCGACGCCGCCGACUGCAAUAACAUGUGCGACAAUUGCGCCAACGGAUCGACGAACGAAGAACCCCCCGUCAUGGAAGAUUUUACCGAGUGCGCAGUGGCCCUGCUCACCGCUGUGGAGGGUCAGAAACAGGUCACUUUGGGGAAGCUGGUCGAGAUCGUGACGGGCAGCAAGAAUGUCGGGAAACACACGAAUGCACCUGGUUUUUUGCUUUGCAAAGGGAUGAAGAACCACGAGGUUCAACGGGUUGUCAUGGCUCUCCACGAUGAGGACGCGUUGGUCGACUGUCAAGAAACGGCACUGAGCAAUGGCAUCCCUAUUACCAACUUCAAGCUUGGGAAGAAUGCCAACAAGUACCUUAAGGAGGGGCGCCGGCUGCGGUUGGAAGUCAGAAGGAAAGAUCUGCCGCCACUGGUGGAAGAGCCGACUCCAGGGCGCAGGAGGAGGAAAGGCCGCAAGGCAAAGGAGGACGAGGGACUUGAGGAGCCCUUUGAUGCCUCACGGACCAGAAGACCCCCACCGUCCACAAACGUCUCAUCGCCCGUCUCUGGGCUCUCUAGGAAACGGAAGGCCAAACCCGUGAUAGAGACGGCCGUAGACGAGGAGGAUGAAGACGACUUCGUGGUCUCCGAUGAUACGGACGCCGAGGAGGCGCCGUUCGCCCACUCACCCCCUUCGCGCCACCCGCCGCCCCAUCGCCGGCAACAAACCCUCGACGAGCUGGGACCUCCCAUCUCGCGGGAUCCCCGCUUGGAAGAGGCCGGGCUGGACGAGAUCCACCAGGACAUUGUCCAGGCCUUUGUUGAGCGGGCACAUAGGGUGGAAGAGGAACUCCGCAACCGUCACGGGCUACGCCGGGCCCUCUUCACGGAGCAGCAGUACCGGGAGAUGGCGAUCCGCUGGACAACAACCGUCGCCGCGAUGUAUACCAUUCGCGGCAUCGACAAGUACCGGGUGGACCAGUACGGCGCUAAGUUCGCCACCCUCGUCCAGCAAUUCCUCCGCGAGUACCGGGAGAUGAUGGGACGGGCUCCUCAGCCCUCGAUGCCAUUACCCGCUCCGCCUGCUUCCUCCUCGGCGGCCGAGAUCGCGCCAAGGAGGAAGAACAAGCGCGACGUCGUCGACCUCAUCAGCGACGACGAAGAGCCUAGGGUUGGCCACUGCCGCCCACCGCUGCUCACGCGCCGCAAUGAGGCCGAGGCGGAGGAGGAGGACUUUGAGGAGGGCGAGGAGGAUCUCUCAACCUCGCGGUACUUUCGCGGCGACGGUGCUGGCCAAGCCGGCCCGCCGGACCAACCUGACCCUGCCGCCGUCGAGCAGUGGCAUAAGCGCUUCGAGGAGCUGAGGAGGGCCAAGGCUCCCAAGCGCUCGUACAACAAUGAGAGCGGCAGCGGAGGCUCUAGCACGGGCUGGAAGGGCGGAAGGCGGCCCGGCUACUUGAAGGCCCGAGGCGGAAGAAGCGGGUCCUCGCGCGGCAGCGGCAGCGGCGGCGGCUUCUCAAAGCGAAAGGGUUCGGCCGGCCGACAAGCUGGCGGCGGCGACGCCUCGGCGGGCAGCUCGCGGGGCAGGCCUGCUCCGGGGUCAAAGAGAUCCGGUGGCCAGGGCAACAGCGUCCCUGGUAUGCCCUACUAAGGAUCGCUCGCUGGUGGAGGAUCCUGUCAGGCUUGGACCGAAAGGCGUGCCCCUCCUCAUCAUAUUUUCUUUUCGUUUCAAGAUCGCGAUAUGACUGGUUGCUGUUGCAAUCUGGUCGUCUCGCGCGAUCUUGUUACACAGGGUCAAAACCCU